Messenger RNA from Durio zibethinus, 1001 nucleotides. RefSeq names its product rho GDP-dissociation inhibitor 1-like. Gene Ontology annotation, cellular component: cytosol; cytoplasm; membrane. Lineage: Eukaryota; Viridiplantae; Streptophyta; Magnoliopsida; Malvales; Malvaceae. Gene Ontology annotation, biological process: Rho protein signal transduction. Gene Ontology annotation, molecular function: Rho GDP-dissociation inhibitor activity; protein binding. The record is from RefSeq and is a predicted model, not a curated record.
CAUAUCCAAAAGCUACCCUUCCCUCUUUUAGGUUUUCUCUCCCUCGUGCAUUUGAGUUUUUCAACAAAGCAGUUAGCCCACCACCAAAACAGCUAGCAGACAAGGACCAAUCCCAGUUUCCCUUUUCUUUGUGACUCUUUCUGUCUUUUGGUUUUAAUUUCCUUAAAAACACAUCGGUUCCUAGCUAGCAGCUCCUUGUCAACAUUUCUUUGUACUACAGUGUUGAUGAGUUGAUGUCUUUGGCCAUUGGAGCUCUUCCAAGUUCCAGUAACAUGGGUUUUGAUGACAACAAGGAGUCAGCAGCUGAAGACAAGAGUGGGAGUACUCCUGAAAAGAAUGCAACCCUUCCUCAAGAGAUUGAUGAUGAAGGAGGAGACGGGAUGGGCAGCAGACAGAUGAGUGAAUCCUCUUUCUAUGCAACCGAGGAUGAUGAUAACGAUGAUGAGCAUCGCAACAUUAUUCAAUUGGGUCCACAGUACACUCUCAAAGAACAGCUUGAAAAAGAUAAGGAUGAUGAGAGCUUAAGGAAAUGGAAACAGCAGCUUCUUGGAAGUGUGGAUAUUAACAACAUUGGAGAAACACUUGAACCAGAAGUAAAGUUCCUUAGCGUGGCAAUCGUCUCUCCUGAUAGGGCUGACAUAGUUCUUUCAAUUCCUGAAGAUGGAAAGCCCCAGGGAUUAUGGUUUACACUCAAAGAAGGUAGUCUCUAUCGCUUGAAGUUCUCAUUCCAAGUUGGCAACAACAUUGUAUCUGGUCUCAGGUAUACCAACACUGUUUGGAAAACAGGUGUCAAGGUUUUCAGCACAAAAGAAAUGAUUGGAACCUUUAGUCCUCAGCUAGAGCCUUAUACACAUGAAAUGCCAGAAGAGACAGCCCCUUCGGGUUUUAUGGCUAGAGGAUCAUAUACUGCAAAAUCAAAGUUCCUUGAUGAUGAUAACAAGUGCCACUUGGAGAUCAACUAUACAUUUGACAUCCGAAAAGAGUGGGCUGCUCUUGAAUAG